GCUCAUAUGCUCUUAACUGAAGAAAAAAAUUCUCAAAUAUUUCUCAUCUAUAAUUCUUUUUAUUUUUAUUUGUUUUUCAUUCGAAAUCUGAUUAAAAAUCCAAUAUACCCUUAGUGAAUUUCUUUUUUUUACAGCAUGCUAUGCUUUUAUACCUAAUUUUCUUUCUUAUCUUUACCGAUCUAAAUUUUGUUUCCAUUUUUCAUCUUCUUCUUUUUUUCUAUCUUGUCUUUCAUUCUUCAAUCCAGAUCUCUUCUUCUUUGAAUAUCCUUUUUUUUUUCUAUGAAUUAUAUGUUUCUUCUUCUUUUUUAGUAUGUUUUUCCUUAUCUUUUUCAACAAAUAUAUUUUUUUCGAAUCUCUUCUACAUUUUUAUGAAUUCUUCAUUCUUUUUUAUUUCUUCUUCUAUUUCGAUCAAUUUUUCCUCUUUUUGAUUUGUUGUUCUUUCUUCGCGAUUUAGGGUUUUUCUUUGAUUUCUUUUUAUUUGAUUUUCUCUCGCUACAGAUCUGGCACAAGAAUAUGUGAAAAUUUUAAAAAUAAAAAUUCAACCCACAAACAAAGUUUUACCAAGUUGUACUUUGACAAUUGUACAAUUUAGUAAAACUUUGUAUACCUAGUUUAACCAAGUUGAACAAUCAUGUAAGUACAACUUGGUAAAACUGUAGAACUUGAAAAUUGUAAAACUGUAAAACUUGGUAAAAUUUAGAAUAUGGUAGAGCUGUAGACUUUGGUAAGAAAAAUUUACGUUCUAGCAUACUUUAUCUUUUCUCCAUAACAUUCUAACAUACUUUCUCCAUGUGAUAUACUUUCUUAUGUGCUAUUGUCUUAUUUACCCCCGAAACUAGAAAUUAUUUAGUUACCUUUUCUUUCUCUUUAUUUUUCUUUUAUCGUGACCCAACAUCUCAUUCUCUGACCUAGAUCCCCUUCAUUUUAUUGUUCUAGCGGAAUUGCGAAGACAGCCACCUCCUCCUUCUCGACGAAAACACAAUUUCCUGUCAAUGUUUCACCGGUGUUAAUCGUUGAUUAUAUAAAUUAUAAUGAAGAGUAUGACCUCUCUUACUUGAUUUUAAUUUCCUCAUCCCAUGAUUAUGGCUAUUGUUGACAACUAGAUCUCCUUCUAUGGUUAUGCAGAAACCAGAGAAAGUUUUCGUCAAGAUACGAUGUAUUGUUUGCAGGAUACCACUUCUACUCACCCAGAAAACCCUGACCACAUCAAGAACUCAAUUCAGGAUAUCGAACCUACUUCUCCACUUAGCAGCUAGUUCAACGCUGAGCAGUUUUCAAACAACCCUCGGUCUAGCCUACUAACCACCGACCACAUCUUGCUUGACCACCCAGACGAAAUCAUCACCAGCGAUCAUCCGAUCACUGCAUACAACCCAGUGUGUCAGCCCUCCGCAUACCCGAUACAUUUUUCACCCGACCACGAUUCUCCCACCCACACUUCACCCAACCACACUUCUACACAACACAACUCUCCUGGCCAGGCCUCCGCUGCAAACAUGUCCACUGACCACAACUCGCCCAACCACACUUUCCAUCUCUUGACCAUGCGGACCUGCACACCGAGCAAGGAAUAGUCAGAGACCAAUAGCACAAUUACUUAGAGAUACCAGUUUAUGUUGAAUCUAGGUUUCGAAUCCUUACCACACCUUCACUAAACAGAUAUUGUGUUCUUUCCCAACGAGAAAGAAAGCCAGCAAUUACUUCAUCUAAGUUAUCACUUUUAGAUAGUAGGUUUCUACUUGAUGUAACACCAACCAUCCGAUUCGUUUUAAAAUAACUUAAUCUGAUGGUUCACAACAUAUCUCAUAUUUAUUAAUAAACCUAAUAAUUUAUUGCAAGCAGAGGAAUAAUGCAAGUAUGGUCGCUUUCAUACUUUAAACUUGAACAGACUGUGAGAUUUGGUUGAAAAGUAAACGUAACAUUUAGUAAAAAUUCGUUCACGAGAAGGGUAUUUAUGGAAGUGAAAAAUCAAAAGUAAGUCAAAUAGUACACCUCAAGUGUAAAGUACCUAAAUAUGUUAAAGGUUCAUGACAAAAUAACCCAUCAUGUAACUCUCUCCUUUGGUAAACUUUGGCAUCGAUUAUUGAAAUCUAAAAAAUUUGAAAUUUGAAAUUUGAUUGGGAGGAAAAAAUAAAGGCAAAAUCAGAAUUGUUUUAUUUCAUUAAAAAUAAGAGUACAUGAGAAUGAGUAAGAUCAGUACAAUUUUUUUUUUUGGCUCAUUAAAAGCAUUUGAGAUUAUAUCUAGAAGAAUAGUUAUCUUUGUGCUCACCCACCACAUGGCUGAGUUGUGCAAAUUAAAAUAAACUACCUAUAUAUAUAUAUCCGUUGUAUAGAAUGAAAACUUAUUUAGGUAACGUGAUGCACGUGGGCAAACGGAAGGAGACAAGAUACAACAUAUAACAUUGGUUAUGGUUUGGGAAGUGAAUAUAUGAUAUAAGUAAAUAUGGCUAUAUAUGUGCUUUUAUUGUAGCUUAUAGAGCUUAGCUUGUAUCCGGAUUUGGAGAGAAUUAAAUAAUGAUGUUUUCGUUAGCAAAAUAUCGCUUAAAGUCUUAUGGCUUUCUUGAAUUUUUGUCUUCAAGAAAUUGAUAGAAGUGUUCCAAAAUUAGGACUGUUAAAAUUCGAUUUGUGCACAAUAAUGUUAUAAAAUAGGAUGAUGAAUAUGAUUGCAUUUGAAAAUGAUGUUCUGGAAAAUGUCAAAUAUGAUAAUCGAGUUUGAAGUGUUUAUUUAAAAGAAGUUCUGAAAAUAAAGUCAAAACUUCAGAAAAAAAAGUCAAGGAUAAAUUUUUUACGAUAUUACACCAAAAUUUGUGUCACUAAUUGCGUGACGAAUUGUUGUGUAGUGUGUAUUGAGCUCUAUGGCAUAACUCUAGUUGUCUAAUUUAAUCUCGGUGUUAAGAUGCAAUGUUAAUUAAUUUUUCAGUUUGGGGACAAGACAUGAAUGGUCGGGUGCUUAAAGUCGCUCGGAUAAAUCUACGCGGUUCAAUCUUAAAUGAGGAAACAAUGAAUGCAUAGGAUCGAAGGCUGGUGGACCCAUAAACAUAAAACACGCCUCAAGAACCCCAAACAAACAACUACCAGUGGUCCAUUCACAUGAGAUUUCUGUUGUUAGAAUCUAAAUAUAACGAUAAUUUAUGCCACAUGAUUGUCACCGAUUGAAUUUGAUCGCUAGCCUUUAGCUAGAAAAUGAAGCGUUAGUCUGACAGUGCUCUAACACCUAGCACAUAGGAUAUUAAUCGCUAUUUAAAUAAAUAUACAGUUUUCGAUGAUUUAUUUGUAGUUCAAGAAAAUAUAUUAACCAAAUACUUAAUACACAAAUAAAAAAUAUACAUUCAAAAAUAAAACAACUAUAAAAUGAAUAUUUUUGAGAUCCUAUAUCUUAUUAUUUAUAAGAUAACUAACAGUUGGUUUAUCAUUCAAAUUUACACCAAAAAAAAAACUCUUAGAGAUAUCAAAUAUAUUUAGGAAUUUAGAUAAAUAAUGUCAUACAUGAUUCACCAUUUAUGUUCUUCAAAACAAUUAUGGGAAUUGAAAAUUUAAUUUCUUUGGAGAAACUCUUCAAAAAUAAAUAAUUUAUGUUUGAAAAUACUGAUGACAUGAAAAGGUUAAAAAAUAUAUUUAUUUUCUCAUGUAAAUGCAUAUACUUUGUUCAGAACUGACAAGCCAUACAAAUGAUUGAUGAAUUUCAGUUUUUCAAAACUGAUUGUGUUAAUGGUGUGUUAUUCAUAAUACUGGCAUGUAAUUUGCAACAUGAACCAAAAAGAUAGAAUAUUGUUUGUUGGGUAGAAAACAAUAAGAGGCUGUUUAAAGAAGACCUUAUUUCAUAUUUGUCAGAUCUUGUGUUCAUCGCACAAGUCAUAUCAGCUUUGCGCGUGUGAUUAUAAAAAUUGUUCGUAGUUCAUACGCGAAAUGUUUGACUAUUGCUCUCUACUCUCUUUACUCCAACUUAUAUUUAUAAUAUUUAAAAUAUAUUAUGUUUAUAACUUGCGUAAUUAAUAUUUAUUCUACUUGCUAUAUAGCGCACAUGCGCCUCUCUUACAAUACUAAAAACUCCAAAAAUGGAAAAAGGACAAAAGACGAAGGUGUGUUCUACUGAUAAAGAGACCCCCACCCUACGUGUCCAAUCCAGAUAUUUCAAUGUUUUACGUGGUUUAAAUAAUAUAUUGUACAUUGACGUGAUUUCAAAAUUAAAUAUAGAAAUUGACAGAUUGUCUGAUAUAUCUUGGGCUAACCGAUUGGAGCCUAAGGUUUCACACUAAACUGUUAGAGCAUUUGAAGACUUUUUGUCACUAUUACAUUUAGCAAUUAGUUGGUGAAAGUGAUCGAUUUCACAUAUUGGGUCCAAAGAUAAACGAUUUCUCAUGAUCAAUCUCGCUAAAUUGUGUUUGAACGCGUUUUUUUACAUCGUGCUAGGAACUAGACUGGACCUAGAAACCAAGUAUUCUUCGUUUCAUUAACCGGCUUUAUAAAUCUUAAUACAACAUCGUAAACUUUUCUUUUCAAUUUAACUAAAUAAUUAUGGUUUCAUUUUUGUUAAACGAAAGAAGUUUGUGGUGAAAUCCAGCAAAAACUCGUUGGAUUAGUAUGUGGUAAAUGUGAUAACCUAUAAAAUGAUAUUUUUGAAUGUGUUUUGGAUUAUUACAAAAAGCUGAUAAAUGUUGAUAAAAUAAUAAGAUAACAUUUUUGCUUUAAAACAAAAAGACCACUUAUAACCUAGGGAUCUAUUAACCGUAAUAAUUAAUUCAUCCUUUUUCCGUUGGUCAACUGCGUAAUUUAUCAACUAGAUUAAGGGAAAAACAAAUAUUCUUUUGGUGACAAAAAAAAAUACAGGUACGUUGUGUUUUAGCUUUUUACCUUUUAAGGAUUAUAAAAUACAUCCAUACAUUUAUAUCACUUUCAGUUAUUCAUUCAAAAAAGCAGCCGGAGAAACUCUACAAGACUAUAGCCAAAAAGGAAUAAGGGACGCAUGCUAAAUGCCGAUAAUGUUUGACCAGAAAAUGGUCAAGAAACGUUAUGAAACAACAUAAAAUAAAAUUCAACAAAUAUAAUAAAUUAAAAGAGAGAUGAGACUUUCGUUGGUCCAAGUCUGACAUUCUUCUACACCCGAACCUAGAAAACAUCUAUAAAUACCUCAUUUGGUUGAUUCCCAUGUUUCAUCUGCAUAUAUACAUUCUGAAUACAACAUCCAGUAUUCCACCAAAGAAACACUUACGCAUAUAUCUAUUCCUACAUAUUUGAAGAGAUAUACGAGAUGGAUCAACUGCUUGUCAUGUCUCGAUUUGGGUACAUGUUCAUCAAUGUUUUGGUCCUAGUUCUCAGCCUUAUGUUCUUGAAGCUCCUUAUGCGUUGUUGGAUAUUGCCGGUUCGAGCUCAAAAGAAACUUAGAGAAAACGGAUUUUCCGGUCCACCUCCUAGUUUUCCAUUAGGAAAUCUUAAUGACAUGAAGAAGCUAAAGACGGCCAUGGUAAUGGUGGAGAAGAGCAAAUCGUCCACCAUAAUCAACCAUGACAUACAUUCCACCGCACUUCCACAUUUUGCUCUUUGGCAACAACAGUAUGGGAAAGUAUUUGUGUACUGGUUAGGCAUAGAGCCGUUCGUGUACGUAGCCGAUCCUGAAUUCUUGAGUAUUAUGUCGAAAGGUGUAUUGGGGAAGAGUUGGGGAAAGCCAAAUGUUUUCAAGAAAGACAGAGAGCCAAUGUUUGGCACAGGUUUGGUUAUGGUGGAAGGCGAUGAUUGGACACGACAUCGCCACAUCAUUACUCCUGCAUUUGCCCCUAUUAAUCUUAAGGCCAUGACAAGUAUGAUGGUGGAAUCAAUCUCCAAUAUGUUGGACCGAUGGGCCAAACAGAUAAACUCAGGCAAUCCAGAAUUUGACAUGGAGAACGAGAUCAUAGGAACAGCCGGUGAGAUCAUUGCUAAGACAAGCUUCGGAGUCAAGGGAGAAAACGGAGCUCAAGUCCUCAAAAACCUAAGAGCCGUGCAAUUCGCUCUCUUCAACUCAAAUCGCUACGUAGGGGUACCUUUUAGCAACAUUUUGGCCUACAAGCAAACCCUCAAAGCUAGAGAGUUAGGCAAAGAGAUCGAUGGUCUCCUUUUGUCGAUCAUAAACGAACGAAAGAGAUCUUUGGUCGAAGGAGACGACCACCAUGAUCUUCUCGGAAUGUUGCUUAAGGCCGAUAAAGGGAAGUUUACGGCUACAGAGCUUGUAGACGAGUGCAAAACGUUCUUCUUCGCUGGUCACGAGACAACGGCUUUGGCGCUGACGUGGACGUUUAUGCUUCUUGCGAUCCAUCCCGAGUGGCAAGACACGCUUAGAGACGAGAUAAGACAAGUCAUCGGAGAUUCCGAGAUUGAGUAUAACAAACUUGCCGGACUAAAGAAGAUGAGUUGGGUGAUGAACGAAGUUCUCCGGCUAUAUCCGCCGGCUCCAAACGCACAACGACAAGCCAGGAAAGACAUUGAGGUGAACGGCAGAGUGAUUCCAAACGGUACGAACAUUUGGAUUGAUGUGGUGGCGAUGCACCACGACCCCGAGUUGUGGGGAGACGACGUCAACGAGUUUAGGCCGGAGAGAUUUGACGGCAGUUUGCACGGUGGUUGUAAGAAUAAGAUGGGGUUUAUGCCGUUUGGAUUCGGAGGGAGAAUGUGUAUUGGUCGGAACCUGACCACCAUGGAAUACAAGAUUGUCUUGUCGUUGGUUUUGUCACGGUUUGAGAUCUCUGUUUCUCCUGGUUAUCGCCAUUCGCCGAAGUAUAUGCUCUCUCUUAGACCUGGUUACGGUUUGCCUUUAAUUGUACGACCACUUUAAAAUUGCAAUAACACACAAAUUAAAGUUUUUUGUGCUUUUUAAGUUUAGAACCAAAGUUCUCGACUUUUUAAUACUGUACACAUGUGUUUUGAUAUUAAUACUUCGAGUACCAUUGAAUCAGAGAAGUAUGAUCUUUUUUAUCACACGGACUCAAAAUUAAUAGCUUGAUGGAUUGAAUGGAAGAAUGUGGAGAUGACAAUCAACUCGGUUUAUGGUUGAACCGAUGAAUCAAUGGACAAGUGAUUUAUUAAAAGCUUUUACUCGCAAGACCUAAGGCAUUCUCUUUAAUUAAAUUGGUUUUGAUUCCACAACAUAUUCAGAUCCGUAUGAACGCACUAGAAGUGAUUUCAACUACUCUAAUAAAUAAAACACAAGCAACAAUUUUUUAUCAUCAAAUUUCGUCAAUGAGAGCAUGCUAGAGAGUCUUCAAGAUGGGAAUCCGUAAGGUAACUGGUUAUUUUCGUUGAGGAUUUACCAUUUUGUCAUAUAUUUUGGUUGUUCUUUUUUUUUUUUUUACAAAUUAAAAUCUCAGUUUUUAAGCUAAUUAUAAGCGUGGUGUUUCUUUUUUUUUUGGUAAAAGCUGGAAUUCCCGGAAAAGAGGUGAAACUAUUUUGAUGUUCUUUACCCAAUCAUUCAAUUAAAAGUAAAAAUCAAGUAAAAGAUAAGUAAAAUUAAAGUAAAAGAUAACUACAAAACAGUAAAAUACAAAAAAAAAAUUAAGAACUAAUUUAGAGUAUUUGAUAAAAAAAAACUACUUUAAGUACGAAUGUAAAUGAGAAUAGGGAUUAUACACAAAAGAAAAAUAUCAUAUAAAAAAAAAACUGAGAUUAAACACAAAAGAGAAAAAAAGGAAUUCCUAUUUUGAAAUGCUUUCCAACGAUUCACUUUGAUGAACGCCUUGGUGGUGAAAUGGUAGAUACGCGAGACUCAAAAUCUCGUGCUAAAGAGCGUGGAGGUUCGAGGAACAGAUCAACAACUUUCCUAAGCUCAAAGUUCUUAUGACUGAUCUUCAUAGUUAAGUAAGGAUGAUGGAUAUAAUACUCCUGAUCCUACAAGAAUUGUUGCAAGAAAACAGUCAAAAAUAGCCAAGCUCAUUAUAGAAUUCAGUAGGAGUAUUAAUUAUGGUAAGCAAUUUAAUCAUAGCCAAAGAAGUAUACAGUAUAUAGUUCUUGUCUUUGGUCAGAAUUUCAUAAUUCAUGUAGGGUUCUCUUUUUUUUUUUCCGGCUAAAAGAUUUUAUUAAUUAUUGUCAGCACAAAUGAUAUUCAUGUAGGGUUCUCUAAUCAGAUAGUGGCAAAGCAAACUAACGUAAUUUACUAUCCUUCCGUCUCUUCACGGCCCAUUCUGCUUGCCGAACCAAAUCAAACCGAGAAACGAAUUGAUUUUAAAUUUAUUCGGAUGGAAAACCGAAAACUCUCGGUUCGAUCAGUUCGGUUUACUUCGGUUUGCGUUUGAGUCGAAUGCCCCCAGCGCUAAAUGGAUUGAGUUGUUUACACACGAGAAGUUUAAUACAGUUGCGAAGCUGCUGCCCAAUGGCCAUGGCCUUUCAGAUUACAGCUUCUUCUUCACCAACGAUUACACAAUCUCGCCUUCUCUCUUUCCCUCCUCUGCAACCUUCCUGUAAAGCUUCGAGCUUUAAGCUCUCCUCAUGGGCUUCUUCUUCUCGUUUCUCUCCCUACAUUGGCUUAAAGCAUAUGGGCAUCUCCAUCUCCCCGAAAUCUUCAAACCCAGAGAAGAAGAUGAGAUGUAAUAAGGGUUUAGUGAUUCGCGCGUCUUUGUUUGGAGUUGGAGCACCUGAGGCUUUGGUUAUUGGUGUUGUCGCUUUGUUAGUCUUUGGUCCUAAAGGCCUUGCAGAG
Messenger RNA from Brassica napus (rape), 8659 nucleotides. Its product is annotated as cytokinin hydroxylase. Gene Ontology annotation, molecular function: oxidoreductase activity, acting on paired donors, with incorporation or reduction of molecular oxygen; iron ion binding; heme binding. Lineage: Eukaryota; Viridiplantae; Streptophyta; Magnoliopsida; Brassicales; Brassicaceae. The record is from RefSeq and is a predicted model, not a curated record. The transcript has 5 exons. Bases 5249 to 6805 code for a protein of 518 amino acids.